Pseudovirgaria hyperparasitica is the source of this 783-nucleotide messenger RNA. RefSeq lists its product as uncharacterized. NCBI's taxonomy places the organism in Eukaryota, Fungi, Ascomycota, Dothideomycetes, Acrospermales, Acrospermaceae. Bases 1 to 783 code for a protein of 260 amino acids. The record is from RefSeq and is a predicted model, not a curated record. The transcript is spliced from 5 exons. Gene Ontology annotation, cellular component: cytoplasm; nucleus.
AUGAAGUUCCUCUGUCUUCAUGGAUCCAUUGGCAAUACGGACAACUUCAGUAUCCAGCUCGCACCGCUAGAAAAAGAUUUAGCGCAGGAUCACGCUGCAUCGUUUCGUUACAUGAACGCACCUGUAGAGGUUGACCCACCACAUGGCUUCGAAACAUACUUCGGGAUUGGUCCUCAUUACCGAUGGUUGACCGAUGGUGGACUUGGAGCACUAGGACUACUCGAACGUAUCCGAAGUCUGCCCACGGGAGACACUCCUGAGGAUGUCAUGAGAAAACUCCUCCUUGGUGGCAGAGACGCGGACACAAACGACAUUAUCAUCGACAGCACACGAUCAGUACUGGAACUGCUUCAUCGAGUCCUAGAAGACGACCCAGAGAUCGAGGGCAUCGUUGGCUACAGUGAAGGCUCGUGUCUGGGAUCGACGCUGAUUAUGGACGAGAUAAGAAGACAUGUCGAAAGCGGACGACAGAGGCGAAUUAAAUGCGCCAUCUUUUUUACGGGCUGGCCGCCUUUAGGGGCAGACUCGAUGCCGGUACUCAGCGACGAAAGUGAUUUUCGGAUUGAUAUCCCAUCGUUGCACGUCAUUGGCGCAAACGCAGAUCCAUACAAGAACGGGGCGGUAGCGCUGUAUAAUCUCUGUGACGACAACACUGCCAAGCUCUUCGAUACAGGCAAGGGCCAUACUAUCCCUAGAGGUGGUAUGGUGAUACACGAGCUGGCCGACGCGGUGCGAGAAAUGAUAGAGAAUGUCAGAGAUGGAUCAUCUGUGGAGGAGAGCUAG